Messenger RNA from Saccostrea echinata, 2382 nucleotides. RefSeq lists its product as uncharacterized. NCBI's taxonomy places the organism in Eukaryota, Metazoa, Mollusca, Bivalvia, Ostreida, Ostreidae. The transcript is spliced from 6 exons. The record is from RefSeq and is a predicted model, not a curated record. Bases 36 to 1061 code for a protein of 341 amino acids.
AAUUAGAUCGGGAUCGGAUUAAAUUCGGUUUCGGAAUGGCGUCAGUGAACAUUCACAAUGAUCAAGAAAAAGGAAGCCAGACAGAAAUCCCUUGUUGUACAUCCAAGUGGAGUGAAAAUCACCUUAAUAUUCUGCAAGUCUUUGCUGUGCAAUCGAGGGCUUAUCCACCAGCAGAAAUAUUGUCUUAUCUAGUUGAUGAAGGAAUUGAGAGGAGAGUACGAAGAGUGAAGGAACAUUUGAUGCAUUUUAUGCCAGCUGGAUUGAAGGCUGUUGACUUUGAUGACUUUUACUCUAUAAAUCAUGGUAAUUGUAAGUCAAUCCUGUACAAUGCACAAAAGCGACAGAUGCUUAGUUUUAGAUUGGAACCUCUGCCAGAUUUUGCUGAAGAAGCUUGGCGUGAAUCUUUUAGAGUUCAUGGUGAGCUGUUUUGCAAACAACUUAUUUUUAUGACAUGGCAGAAAGAAAGGGGUGUAAGAAUCACAGAAUAUAUGUUUCAACAACUUUUCCAACACUUCACAGCAAUGUUUGGGCUCCAUGCUAUUGCCGUGCCUUGUUUACUACCUCAGUCUAUGACAGUUGGGAGUAUACAUGUCAACUCAACACCUGAUCUCAUAUUUUAUGACCUUCCAAACUGUGACCAAGAAACUUCUAAAAUUUUUGCCAUAUGUAAGGUUAAAAGAAAGAUGGAAUCUGAUACUCUUGAACCUUCUCCACCAAAGACCAGAAAGCUCAGUGAAAAAGAGAGGAAGGAGAUUACUCAUUUAGAUGCAGACACAAUAGGCCAGCAUGGAGGAGAACUUCUAGUUCACUAUGCAUCAACAUCUUCCAAACAGCCUGUACUCUUUGGUUUUAUUGUGCAAGAUACAAAUGUAACAUUCACACAGUUUUCAUGUAGUGAAGUGGAUUAUGAGGUCAUCAAAAGAGGAGGGGACUCAUCAUUUCCAAAGGGUGCAGGACCCAUGAUAAAAUUUAGUAAGCCCUACAACAUCCUGAAAGCUGAAGAUAGGAUGCAUAUAAUUGAACCAUUUCUAAAAUUAGGGUUUUUUCAAUCUACUUUGUGAGUUAGAGAAUAGCUGUUACAGUAAUAAAGAAAUGCUAGAACAGUUAUUUCUACUUUGUGAGCUGUAACAGUAAUGAUGAAAUGCUAGAACAGUUAUUUCUACUUUGUGAGCUGUCACAAUAAUGAUGAAAUGCUACAACAGUUAUUUCUACUUUGUGAGCUGUCACAGUUAUAAAGAAAUGCUACAACAGUUAUUUCUACUUUGUGAGCUGUCACAGUAUUAAGGAGAUGCUAGAACAGUUAUUUCUAUUUUGUGAGUUAGAGUAUACUGUUACAGUAAUAAAGAAAUGCUAGAACAGCUAUUUAAAUUCAAGGUUGAUAUCUUUUCCACGUUUGUAAGAAAAGAAUUUUUUUUUAAGCAAAAUACAUGUAAAAUGUUUUGGAAGGAAUACAUGCAAUGCAAUGCAGCAUGAAUUGCCACAAUGUAGCUCUGCAUAGAUAGUGUAAGUGUAUAUAUAAAUGUUGGAACAAAGUAAGAAAUUUAGCAUCAUCAACCUUAAAAGAAUCGUAUUCUAGUGAGAGAGAUGCAAAAAUAAUAUGGAAUUUUCAAAAUGUCACAAAAAAGGUGUUGCACUCCUGACAUUUUUAGCAUCAUUUUUGGGCAUAACUUUUUUGUUUUUUAAGAUAUCAAUUAGAUAUUUGGCAGGCAUUUAGCCAAUAUAUCAAAAGAUACAUGCUGAGCUAUAGAAAUUUAUUCACAUAGCCUGAAUUUUUAGUGACACUUUAAAUCAUAUUGAUGUGCAUACAUUCCCAAGUUUUGUGGAUUAAAGUUUGUUCAAGUUAAGGACCCUAGGGUUAGGGUAAGCCUUAAAUCGUGGACCAAAUAUUACCAAAUGUAUGCCUAUACAGGAAAAAAAUCUUCAAAAAAAAUCUUAUGUACAAGACCAUGUUAGUUAUAAUGAUAUUGAAUUAUCCCCAUGAUGAAUGGAUUCAGGCUUAGAUAUAUAUCCCCUAGGUGCUAGAUGGGGCCACAGUAAGGGCUGAAUAUUGUUCAAGGGAUUAAAGAGUGAUAUAAUCUUUUAAAUACACAUGCAUCUUCUUUAAUUAUCUUCUACUGGGGCAGGGUGAUGCAUGUGAGCAUUGUGCCUCUGAUGAUACAUGUAAGUACAAAUCAGUAGAGCUACAUUCUCAGCAGAGACAUCUGCUUAGUUUGUUGAACUUCAAACUUUCUGUACAAAAUGUCAUUCAUGCUAUCAAUUGCAAUUACUAAAGCUGGUUAAUACUUGCCUUUUUUCAUAAAUGUAUGUGUUCAUCAAUGAAAUUUUGCCUUUUUUCAUAAAUGUAUGUGUAUCUUUGUUAAGUUCUUUUUAUAACUUUUUGUU